CCUCUCCGGUGGCGGCGCGCGCGGCAGGAUGGAGCCGGCGGCGCUGGAGCGGUUCCACAGCCCGGGAAAGGGCAGCGGCCUCCGCUCCCGCCGGAGGGUGCGGCCCGGAGAGCUGCUCUACCGCGACGUGCCCUUCGCCUACGUCCUCACCAAGGAGCAGCUGGGCAGCGUGUGCGAGUGCUGCCUGCGCAGGAAUGAAAAUCUGCACAGGUGCUCUCAGUGCAAGGUUGCUAAAUACUGUGGUAGAUCUUGUCAGAAAGAAGCUUGGCUGGACCACAAGCAGGAAUGCAAGUGUCUUAAGAGCAUCGAGCCAAAUUUUCCUCCAGACUCUAUCAGACUUGCUGGAAGGAUUGUUUUUAAACUACUCAGACAAUCAGUAUGCCCUUCUGAGAGACUCUACUCUUUUUCCGAUCUUCAGUCAAACACUGAACGGUUAAGUGAAGAAAUGAAAGAUGGCCUCAGGCAGCUUGCACAGACUUUGCAACUGUAUUUGAAAACUGAGAUCCAGGAUGAGUCUCAAUUGCCACCUGCAAUUGACUUUUUUCAGAUCUUCACAAAAGUGACCUGUAACUGUUUCACCAUCAGUAAUGGAGAGAUGCAGGAUGUUGGUGUUGGCCUGUAUCCCAGUAUGUCUUUACUGAACCACAGCUGUGACCCAAACUGCGUGAUUGUUUUUGAAGGAUACCAGCUUUUACUUCACUCUGUCCGAGAGAUCCAGAUUGGUGAAGAGCUCACCAUCAGCUACGUUGAAUCACUGAUGCCUACCAGGGAACGCCAAAAGCAGCUGGUGCGCCAGUAUUGCUUUGAAUGUGAUUGUCCACUCUGCCAGAAUCAAGAGAAGGAUGCUGAGAAAUUGGCCGGUGAAGAGCAUGCCUGGAAAGAAGUCAAAGAUGCUGUAAAUGAAGUGAGAUAUCCAAAAUCAAAAGAAGAGUGGAAGCAUGUUCUGGCAAGAUGCCAGAAUCUCUUGAGGAGCAACAAGGGUCAUCUACCAGAUACAAAUAUCUAUCAGCUGAAAAUGCUUGACUGUGCCAUGGAUGCCUGUAUUAACCUUGAAUCCUGGGAAGAAGCAUUGUAUUAUGGCAGCAGGACUCUGGAACCAUACAGACUGUAUUAUCCUGGCUUCCAUCCACUGAGGGCUGUCCAGCUGAUGCGAGUGGGCAAACUGCAGUACAGUCAAGGCAUGGUUCCUCAGGCACUGGAAACCUUGAAACAGGCCUAUAAUAUUAUGAAGGUGACCCAUGGGACAGAUCACAGCCUGAUGAAAGUCUUGAUGGAGAUAAAGGAAGAGUGUGAGGCCAUGAUGAGAAUACAGUGAAGAUUAUCUCUAGUAUGGAAAACAAAGUAUUCAAGGACAAAGAUGUUUUUUAUUGAAUUGUGAAGCUUC
Messenger RNA from Vidua chalybeata, 1384 nucleotides. RefSeq names its product SET and MYND domain containing 3 (gene SMYD3). The record is from RefSeq and is a predicted model, not a curated record. Gene Ontology annotation, molecular function: histone methyltransferase activity; protein binding. NCBI's taxonomy places the organism in Eukaryota, Metazoa, Chordata, Aves, Passeriformes, Viduidae. Gene Ontology annotation, cellular component: nucleus. The coding region runs from base 29 to 1315 and encodes 428 amino acids. The transcript has 12 exons.